AUGGAAGGUGUGUUGGACUUUGACACGAUCGACGUGGAACUAGAUGAAGACCUUCUAAAGAAACAGAGUAGGAGAUGUAGAGAUGAGUUCUUGAACUCACUGUCUCUUGACGAUGAAGAUGAAGACUUCAUUAUCCCAUUAUUCGAGAAUGUUGAAGAUGAUGAAGCACCCGUGGAAGAAGAACCUUUGGAUGACGAACAGGAGGAGGAAGAAAAUGUAGAUGAAGUUGUGGAUGAAGAGGAAAAUGAUAGUGAAGCUCAGUUUAAAUAUUCCACACAUGAUCCAAAUGUGAAAUGGAAUAGAAUGAAACCUCAAGAGGGAGAAAGGUAUGAAUCUCCACAGCAACUUAAACUCUGUUUAACAAAUCAUGCCAUAUCUAAAGGUUAUCAGAUUAGGUUUCAUAAAUGUGAUAGUGUUAGACUACACUGUGUGUGUGCUAGUGAUCAUGAGAAAUUUGGUUGCCCUUAUUAUGUUAAAGCCUCUUGGAUGAGCACUGAAAAGUCAUUCCAAAUAAAGAAAAUGUAUCCACAUCAUACAUGUGUCAAGAAUUUUAACAAUGGAAAACUUAUGGGACCAACAUGGUUAGCUAGACAAUUCCUUAAAGAACUUAUUAGGACACCUAAUUUGAAAGCUAAGGAAAUCCAAGAAAAAGUUCAACACAAAUUUCACACUAAGAUUUCAUGGGUAAGGAGUUAUAGGGCUAGAUGUAGGGCAAUGUCCAUGAUUGAGGGAAAAUUAGGUGAUCACUAUGCAAGGGUGUGGGAUUAUGGUGGUGAAUUGCUAAGAUCCAAUCCAGACAGCACCAUUAAAAUUUGUGUCGAAGACAACAAUGAUGGUACAACUAUUUUCAAAAGGAUGUACAUAUGUUUCAAAUCAAUCAAAGAAGGGUGGAAGAUGGGUUGUAGAAGGGUAGUAGGGAUCGAUGGAUCUUUUCUGAAAGGGCAGUGUAAGGGACAAUUAUUAACAGCCAUAGGUAGGGACCCAAACAAUCACGUUUUUCCCAUAGCUUGGGCUGUAGUUGAAAUUGAGAAUAAGUUUAACUGGAAGUGGUUCCUUCAGUUGUUAGAGGUUGACCUUGGAAUGGAUGCAAGAAGGGGCAUGUGUGUAAUUUCAGACCAACAUAAGGGUCUUCUUGAGGCAACAAAGGAGGUGUUACCAUAUGUUGAGCAUAGACAGUGUGCACGACAUAUCUAUGCCAACUUCAGACAAGUAUAUAGUGGAAUUCAGUUAAGGAACCUAUUCCGGAAGGCUGCCAAAUCAACUGUAGAGGGUGAAUUCAAGAAUCACAUGGAUGAGAUAAGACAGAUUAGCCCAGAUCCUAAACCCAAUAAGAAAAUAGGCAGGCCAAGAUUGGACCCUAGUCUAACCCAAUGGACAAGACGUGGUAGAGGGGGGACAAGGGGAAAUAGAGGAGGUGGUAGGGUACCUAGAGGUGGGGGUGGCUUUCAUAGCUGGUUUGAAAGAGGUGAAACCUCAAAUACAGUACCACCCCAAAAAAGGGUCAAUGAAGAAUAUAAUUCUGAAGAGAUGGUGGAUGUAGAUGUGAUGAGUGAUGGAGAUGGGCUGGAUAUGGCAGAUAUGGACUACAUUACACAACAAAUUACAGAGUUGAGGAAAUCAGGUUACACUGAUGUAGACAUUAUGAGAUGCCUUGGAAUUACAAAAGCUCAUUUAGAAGAGUUUGGAUAUGUGGCUGCCAAUGUUGAAGGUGGACUAGAAGGAGAUGGACAGGGUAAUGAAGAAGAAGGAGGACAUGGACAAGGAGAUGGAGUGGAAGGAGGUGGAGAUGGACAAGAAGGAGAAGGAGAUGGAGAAAAAGAAGAUGGAGAAGGAGAUGAAGGAGAUGGACAAGAAGAAGAUGAAGAAGGUGUUCCAGUGAAUGAUCCAGUACAACAAGGGCAUUUUGGGAAUAAUAUGAAACAAAGAACAAGGAGACCCUCAGAGAGGAUCAUUCUUCAGAAGCUGAAAAAGAAGGUGGUUGACCCUCUUGGUAUAGGAAUGUGUGAAGAUAAGGCAUUAGUUAUAGAUUAGUGAUAGGGGUUAUCAUCUUUUGGUUCAUAUUUUGUAAAAGGUGGUACUAUGUAAACUGAUGCAUACCAUCUUUUGGUUCAUAUUUUGCAUACCACUUUGUGGUUCAUAUUUUGUAAAUGGUGGUACAUAUCCACUUAUAUUGGUUCAUAUUUUGUAAACAAUUACUGGUAAUUAAGCAAGGGCAUUAACCAAUGGUCACAAUUGAUCAAUGUCAUAUUUUAUUUCAAGUUUGGUUGUGCAGGUUAGCCUUGGUUAUUGACAGUUUUAUUAUUCAUAUGUGGUUCAUAGUUGUGGUACUUUGAUUUCACCAUAAUUCAAUACAACAUAAGUAAAAUGUUCA
Molecule: messenger RNA, 2371 nt
Organism: Lactuca saligna
Lineage: Eukaryota; Viridiplantae; Streptophyta; Magnoliopsida; Asterales; Asteraceae
Source: the annotation of a GenBank genome assembly